ACGUUACGUCUGGGCGGAGAUGAUAGUCAAGCAAUUCUUUUCCGGGCUUUGCAUAGUUUUUUUUUUUUGGUAGAGCAGUUCGAGUUUGUAAAAUAUAUUUGUGAAGCUUGUUAGCUAUCGCCUAUAUUUAUAAUUUGAAUGCAAUACUGUGCGUUUACAUUUCAUUUCCGUAUGUGAAGUAUUGCUACACACACUAGGGUCUAGAUUGGGUGGUGAAAACAUCGAAUAAACACAAUGUCGACAGCUAAUUUACCGGGAGAGGGCACGAGAAACGAACAUGUCAAAGUGACCAGCCGGAAAAAGCCUGGAAUCCUCGAGCGAAUGAGCGACACUGCAGGCGGGAUGGUAGUCGGGGUCGGGCUUUUUGCGCUCUCCUUUUACAUACUCUUUACCAACGAGGGUCGGGCUCUUAAAACAGCCACCUCACUUGAUGAGGGCCUUUCUCAGGUGGUGCCGCUGCAUGACAUCAUCACAGUGGACCCUGAGAAUGAAGGCAGGUUGGUGCAUCUGUCUGGGGCCCUGAGAACAUCACAGCCUCUCUAUGAUCCCAACUACGGGAUUUCCAUCCAUGCUGUCAAACUGAAGCGGCAAGUUGAAAUGUACCAGUGGGUGGAAUACGAUGACAGCCGGGAAUAUGAAGAAAAUGGUGAAGUAAAGACGGAGACCAAAUACACAUACAAUACCGAGUGGAAAUCGGAAGUCAUCAACAGCAGGAAAUUUGAUAAAGAGAUUGGCCACACCAACCCCAGUGCCAUGGCUGUGGAGUCUGUCACUGUUGUAGCUCCGUAUGUUUCUGUGGGCCCUCUCUAUCUCUCCGCAGGUUUGGUGGAGAAGGUGGACACCUUUAAACAGCUGAGUCUGGUCAGGCUGUCGCCUCUGGAUGCUUUUGUCACUGUGUAUGAGGAUUCCUUCUACCACACACAUAACCCCCGGAGACCAGAGGUGGGAGAUGUGAGAGUGUCAUUCUACUAUGCUGGACUGAGUGGAGAGAACAGCCCUCUGGGUCCUGCUCAGGUGGUCAGUAUUGUUGCUCGUCAGAGAAAAGAUCAGCUGGUUCCCUUCAAAACCAAGUCUGGGGAUGUCCUUGAGAUCCUGUACCAAGGAGCACUUUCAGCACAGGAGGUGUUUGAGAAGGAACACGAGAGCAACCAAAUGAAGACAUGGGCCCUGCGAGCAGGGGGUUGGCUGAUGAUGUUUCUUGGGAUCAGUUUGAUGACCAGAAUCCUCCACACUAUUGUGGACUGGUUACCGAUUGUGCGUGAUCUGGUGAGCCUUGGCCUCAGGAUCUUCGCUGUGUCCGUAGCCACCUCUCUCUCCCUGCUGACCAUCGCUGCAGGCUGGCUGUUCUAUCGGCCGCUGUGGGCUGUCCUGCUGGCUGGACUGGCCGCAGUGCCGAUCAUCCUCACCCGGGCCAGAGUCCCUCCAAAGAAGCACCAAUAGCCAGCCAGGGACACGAGACGAAAUUGUAACCAAAGAAAGGGAAAGUUUUGUAAUGCUGUACACACCUGUAGAGAAUAAUUUAGGACGCCCACUGCUAUUCCAGGAUAUCCUAUGAGCCUUAUUUGUAAGUCACUUGUGUGUCUAAUUAAUCUUGUGCUAAAAUUAGGAAUAGCUCAAACUGUACUGCAUUUGGGACCCUAAAUUAUACCCUGCCGUGUUAAAAUGAAUGUAUGGUCUGUUUACAACCUUCGAAGAAUCAUGUCUUCAUUAAUUCUGCCAAUUAGAAACGCUCCUACUUGUAUUCUCUUAGUGCCUUAUGUUUAUCUGUUGUAUCAUGAAAUCCACAGAUGCACUGAAUUACUUUAACUUAGAUAAGUCCUUUUAUUUUUGAAUUACUUUUACAUAUUAAGGAACACUAGCUAGUGUUUUGUUUUAUGUGUGUUAUGUGCUUCUCUAUCUGCAGGCGUCAUAUUUAAACAUGUUCUGUGGUGAGUGCUUUAAGCACUAUAGUUUCCCAUCCUAAUUCAUGGAGUCAGCAUUUCUUCACGUUUGAAAGACCAAUAAAUACAAAGUCAAAAGUUUAUUUAUUUAAAGUCAUUUGUGGUCAACUAUACAAUCUCAAAACAAUGUUUGUAACCUGUGUAAAAUAAAAAAUGUAAUUACA
Molecule: messenger RNA, 2104 nt
Organism: Acipenser ruthenus (sterlet)
Lineage: Eukaryota; Metazoa; Chordata; Actinopteri; Acipenseriformes; Acipenseridae
Product: transmembrane protein 43-like
Exons: 12
Coding region: 235-1440 (401 amino acids)
Biological process (GO): nuclear membrane organization
Cellular component (GO): nuclear inner membrane
Source: RefSeq, a predicted model, not a curated record